ACCCAUACCAACUUCGGAAUACCUUUCAUUUGUCGGAUGGUGCACCUGUCCGAAUUUGUUUUGAAAACAUGGCGCUGACACUCACCGAGGACUUGAUACGGAAUCGUGUCGGCUUGCAGCAUGAUAAUUUAGAGGAUGUUAAAUCUUUGGCCUUGCCAGGUACAUAUCAUGAAAAAGUUGUUAGCCUUGGUUCAUCUCUACGAAAGUUUUCCAGACUGAAACAUCUCGAUCUUUCUAGAAAUAAUAUAUCUAGCCUUCAGGGCUUGGAACACUUAAAACUUCUGGAGAAGUUAAAUCUGUACUAUAAUAACAUAGAAACAUUAGAUGAGUUAAAGAAACUAAAAUUCAACCCCAAUUUGAAGGAGUUAGAUCUGCGUUUGAACCCAGUGACUCGCACAGAAACAGAUUAUAGACUGUAUCUAAUACACAUGCUGCCUAACUUGCAGAAACUUGAUGACCGUAGUGUGCGGGACAGGGAGAGACAAGGUGCUCUUAUACAUUACAGUUCUAGUCAAGCUACUGAAAUGACAAACCACCCAACCAGAGAGGAACCUCCUUCCAGAAUCCCUAAUCCUAGAGCAGAACAUGUUAAAACAAUGGGUAGUGGAAGAGUUUUAGAUGAUGACGAUGUUGAGAUACUAGAUCUGAUAGCUAGAACCGGAGGUGAUUUAAGUAAACCACGUCCAUUGACCGGGUCUAAUGUGAAGGAACCUUCUGUAGAAGAUUAUUCCAUUGUUGGUCUGAAGAAGCUUUCCCGUCAGCCGGAUGAUUUACCGGAACAACGGUUUCAGCCAAAGAAGAAUAAAGUACCAACAGAGAUGGAUGAUGUUAUUGCAGCUUACAAGAAAAAGUACCCAAAUAUACCUGAUGUUGAAUUGUUCCCACCGUCAGAUAAUGAUGGUCCAGCCAGGAACAGAGAUCCUAACCUAGAGUUUGAUGAUGAGGCAGAUGCUUAUAAUAAAUUCAAAAGUCAUGGAUUCUUUACUCCAAACCCAGAAACAACUGAAGAUGUUGAAGAUAAUGGUGCCAGUUUUAUUACUGCUGAGAGAGACUCAUACCCAGCACCUCCCUCCAGGAUACAGCUAGAGAGAACCAGAGGUGCUGACCCUGAUGAGGAUUUAGAUGUGGAGCCAGGACAAAGGCAGUCAUAUAAUAGGAGUAGGAAAGACAGUUAUGAUCAACCAAGAGCAGAGAAAUAUGAAGAAAAUGAGCUGCCAGUACAAAGAAAGGCUCCUGAAGAACUCUCGGCGAGUACUAAAAAUGUGCCUUUAAAAUCUGAGAACCCAGAAUCAAGAUUGUUCCUAUUCCAGAUACUAGACCUGGUUGAUCGAUACUGGAACGGAUCUAAAUCUUUACACAAAAAUAAUAAAUUCAAAGCAUUAGCAUAUGGUGCAGUAGAUGACUAUUUAAGAUCACAGGCUGAAGACACAAGCAAACUUGAAGUAAAACAGUUAAAAGAUGAACUGGCUGAAAUACGUAAAGAAAAUAAGCGAUUACGACGCAAUGAAGACUUGACAAAAUCCAGUCUCGAAGAUAACAUGGCAACUGAAGCACAUUUGAAAGCAUCGUUACAGAAAGCUUUCACUGAUGUUGAGAUGUUGAAAGAUAAAAUUCAGUCAUAUGCUGCUGAAAAUAAAAGAUUACAGCAGAAAGUACAGAAUCAAGACUCCUAUGGUAACACCACAAACUUAAAUCAAACACAGCUAGAUGAAUUACGUAAUCAAAAUGAAAAGUUAAAAAGGGAGAUAGAGAAACAACAAUUCCAGGUAAAGCAGUUUAAACAGCUCCAGGAAUUGUCCAGUAUGCUACAAGAAAGUCACAAGUAUGUCAAAGCUUCUUUUCAUUUUCUUUUGCAUGAUAUUUUUAUAUGAUAAAUAUAGUAAGUUCAAGAAAAUGGUUUUAUUUUAGU
Ruditapes philippinarum (Manila clam) is the source of this 1909-nucleotide messenger RNA. RefSeq names its product centrosomal protein of 72 kDa-like. Gene Ontology annotation, molecular function: protein binding. The coding region runs from base 69 to 1871 and encodes 600 amino acids. Lineage: Eukaryota; Metazoa; Mollusca; Bivalvia; Venerida; Veneridae. The record is from RefSeq and is a predicted model, not a curated record. The transcript is spliced from 13 exons.